CUUCAUGGCCCUGCAGCAGUCCUCGAUCGUCCGCUGCCAGUCGCCGUGCAGGAUGUUCCGCUCCCCGCUCGUCGCCCGCCGCCUCGCCUCGCAGAACCCCCGCCGCUGGACUCGCUCGCUCUCCCAGCUCAACUCCGUCACCGAGGCCGACCUCGCGCACUUCUCCCAGAUCCUCCCGCCCGCCGCCAUCCUCUCCACCCUCUCCGCCGCCUCCGCCGCCGACCUCGAGCCGUUCAACAAUGACUGGAUGAACAAGUACCACGGCCGCUCGACCACCGUCCUCCGCCCGCGCACCACGCAGGAGGUCAGCGCGAUCGUGAAGCACUGCAGCGAGCGCCGCAUCGGCAUCGUGCCCCAGGGCGGGAACACCGGCUUGGUCGGCGGCAGCGUGCCCAUCAACGACGAGCUCGUGCUCAGCCUGGGGAACAUGAACAGCGUGAGGAGCUUUGACGAUGCGUCGGGUAUCCUGGUGGCGGACGCGGGGUGCAUCCUGCAGUCGUUAUCCGACUUCCUGCUGCCGCACGACCAUGUCGUCCCGCUUGACCUCGGUGCGAAGGGCAGUUGUCAGAUUGGUGGUAAUGUCUCGACCAAUGCAGGCGGCCUCCGCUUGCUGCGGUACGGCUCCCUCCAUGGCUCCGUACUCGGACUUGAGGUUGUCCUCCCGGAUGGCUCCAUCCUCGACCAGCUCACGGCCCUCCGGAAAGAUAACACGGGCUAUGACCUCAAGCAGCUCUUCAUCGGCGCGGAAGGCACCCUCGGCAUCGUCACCGGUGUCUCCAUCCUCACAGCGGCGGCACCGCAGGCAUCGAACAACAUGAUGCUCGCGCUUCCUACAUUCAGCAACGUCCUGCCGCUGUACAAGGAGGUGAAGCGGCAGCUGGCGGAGAUCUUGUCGGCGUUUGAGUUUAUUGACAGGAGGGCGUACGACUUGGCUGUGAAGCAUGGCCAGGGUCGGGCACUGGACGAGGCGGACGUUGAGGGCGCAGACUGCUUUGUGCUUGUGGAGACGAGCGGGAGCAAUCGGGAGCAUGACGAACAGAAACUGAACAAACUGCUUGAGGACCUCAUGGAGCAAGAACCCUCCCUGAUCAACACCGGUGUGCUCGCGACCUCCCCGGCGCAGUUCUCUUCACUCUGGGCCAUCCGCGAGGGCCUGACAGAGUCCGUGGGCAAGGAGGGCAAGGCAUACAAGUACGACAUUUCGGUGCCGCAGGACAAGUUCAAGGAGGUCCUUGAUAUCACGAGGGACCAUCUGGCGUCGAAGGGCUUGAUGCACGACCAGGCCGUCAAGCAUGUCGUCGGGUAUGGCCAUGUCGGUGAUGGUAACCUGCACUUGAACGUCGUCGCAGACGCGUACACGCCAGAAAUCGAGGCUGCUCUCGAGCCGUUCGUCUACGAGCUCGUUGCCAAGUACCAGGGCUCGAUAUCUGCGGAGCACGGAAUCGGCGUGAUGAAGACGCAUGCGCUGCCGUACUCGAAGAACGCGUUGAGCAUCGAGUGGAUGAAGAAGGUCAAAAACCUCUUCGACCCGAAGGGGAUUAUGAACCCCGGGAAGGUAUUUGAGUUGUAGCGAGCUGAGGGCUGCGGUUUCUCGUGAUGCACAUGUACAUAUAUUGCAUAGCCGUUUUGUAUACGUAUGCUGCUUUCGCAUGGUG
Molecule: messenger RNA, 1655 nt
Organism: Rhodofomes roseus
Lineage: Eukaryota; Fungi; Basidiomycota; Agaricomycetes; Polyporales; Fomitopsidaceae
Product: FAD-binding domain-containing protein
Exons: 6
Coding region: 5-1570 (521 amino acids)
Cellular component (GO): mitochondrion
Molecular function (GO): catalytic activity; FAD binding
Source: RefSeq, a predicted model, not a curated record